Molecule: messenger RNA, 1281 nt
Organism: Adineta steineri
Lineage: Eukaryota; Metazoa; Rotifera; Eurotatoria; Adinetida; Adinetidae
Source: the annotation of a GenBank genome assembly
AUGGGAGUUUGUAGUACGAAAAUGAGUAAUCAUUAUGAAUAUCCACCCAAGCGAGAUGAAUCUCCUAUGUAUGUACCUUUCGAAUCGCUCACCAAAUCAGUUGUUCAUUCUGUUAUUAAAGUUGUAACUUCAUAUCGUUCUCUAAAUGAAGAUUAUAGUGAACGUACUCUUUAUAAUUUCUUGCUUGCAAUAAAGGAGAAAUUGGAAAAAAUUGAAAGCGAUAUAAGUACAAAUGAAAAAAAAUUUGAUGAUCAUAUCAUUCAACAUGCAGGACAAGUUCGUGAGUGGCUUAUGGAUAGGAAUAACAAGCCAUUAGAUUGGAAGAAUCUUGAAAAACAUUAUGAAAAAAAAAUCAAUGAACGUGAACGUUAUUGGGAAUUAAAAGAACAUCCUCAACAUCUUCUUUUAAAACGAUCUCGUAACUAUAUGAGUAAAUCUCGCAAGGAUGGCUUCAAACCUGAAGAACUCAAAGUCUAUUGGAAUAUAGAACAAUUGGAAAAUCUUUGUCCAAAGGAAGGAGUACAAGAAAGUGUAGAACCGCCACAUGAUCCGUCAGAUAUUGAUGCAAUCAAAAAUCUUCGUGAAUUUCCUGUUUCGACUCGAAAGCAUCGUGGUGCAAUUAAAUAUGUUAAUAAAGGAAUUGAACGUGCAGUUUUUUAUGUACCUGAACAAGCUCAAAUUAUUCUUUUAAAUUUUGCGAAUGAACAAUCACCAGGAGGUGGCUAUUUAAGAGGUGCCAGGGCACAAGAAGAAGUCAUUCUUUAUAAUUCUGAUGGUUAUCGAUCAUUACUUGAUCUUAAAUAUGGACGAAUGCAGGAUGGUUAUGCUAUACCAGAAUUUGGACUAGCUUAUGUUCGCGAUAUAUGCUUUUUCGAUGCAAGCGAUGAACAAAAACAUCGCAAAGCUGAUAUGUUAGUUUCUGCAUGUUAUUGUGUGGGUUAUGAUCAGCUGUAUGAUAAUCCAAAAACUGAUGGGGAGUUGAAACAGAAUACUUUAUCUAAAUUUCGGGCAUUUAUGGCAGCAGCUGUUGCAAAUACUAUAGGUGAUGGUAAGAAUACAUAUCUCUUACUUGGUCCUAUUGGUACUGGUGCAUUCAGAAACGAAGUCGACGAUAUAGCUAAAGUUUUUCAUGAAGUACUCAACAUGAAAAUAAUGAAUUCAGAAGGACCUGUUCGUUUUGCUUUUGAAAAUAUUUGGUUUGUUUCAACAGACAAAUGGAAAAAUGAUGAAUUCAACAAGCUCAUACAUGAAGAUGAACUAGACAAUACCAAAGAUAAUUGA